Molecule: messenger RNA, 1546 nt
Organism: Panonychus citri (citrus red mite)
Lineage: Eukaryota; Metazoa; Arthropoda; Arachnida; Trombidiformes; Tetranychidae
Product: pancreatic triacylglycerol lipase-like
Molecular function (GO): lipase activity
Source: RefSeq, a predicted model, not a curated record
GGGUUUAAUCAACUUGGUUCUAUUUAACAGUUUAGUUAAUUAACCAGCAUAAUUUGGUUAAUUGCAAGAGUCGAGGUGCCAAUUAUCAACAUUAGUUGACACAACGAUAAUCAAAGAGGAAACAAUUAACUUUUUUGUUCGUUGAUUGUCAAAAAGUGUUCUCAGUCAAUUAUUUUCUCAACUUGAUUGGUUUUAAUUGUAACCAUUAACAUGCAAAGAUCAGUUUCUUUCGUGAUUGUAAUUUUUAUCGCUGUUUGUUUCAGUUUUGAUUCGUCUGAUGGUCAACGGGUUUUUUUCCGUAAUUUGACCCGAUCGGUCGUUUUUCCGUGUUUCUUUCGAGUCUGUUAUCCGGAAGUGGGCUGUUUUUCACCGGAAACCUUUGAACUGAUCCCCAUUUUACCGCCGGUUGCGGUUUGCCCCCAUUCACCGGCCUUUAUCCGUCCCAAUUAUCAGCUUUACAGCGCUGAUGCUCCUCGUUUAGCGCGACCGUUAACUGACCUUCCCAACGGUCUACCACUUGGUAUAUCGGUUCAUGGAUUCACCCCAAGUGCAAACUCAUCGUUCACUCAAUUAAUGAAAGAAUCGCUACUUCGAGUCCGUCCUUAUGUGAUGACCGUUGAUUGGGAUCGAGGAGCAAAAAACGGCGUCUAUCCAGGUUCAUUUACAAUUCCAGUAGCAGCGGGUAUUUUUGCGGCCAUUAAUUUACAAAUGGUUGGUCGGGUAACGGCAAAUGUAAUUAGUACAUUGGUUCGAGAACGAGAUCUCAAUCCAGCGGAUAUUUAUUAUUAUGGUCACUCUUUUGGUGCCCAAAUGGGUCAUCAUGUUUCCUAUUGGCUGAGAAAACGCCAUAAUAUUAAAAUGGGCCGAAUGACCACCUUGGAUCCUGGUGCACCCUUUUUCUACGGUCACCCUGAACGGUCACUUUCUCCCGAUGAUGCCGAUUACACUGAUUGUAUUCACUCAUCAAUCUACUUCCAAUUAGCGGUUCCCCACACGGUUGGUUAUUAUCUUCCGGUGGCUCAUAAAGAUUUCUAUCCCAACGGGGGCGAUCUUCUUUGGGCUAUGCCAGGUUGUGGUGGUAAUUUUCUGGCCUGGUGUUCACAUUUCAAGGCUUUGGUCUAUUUUGACGCGGCGAUUGCAAAGAAAGCCGAUUGCUCUUUCCGUUCUAACCUUCGUUGUCCUCGAAUUGCAAACUUUGAGGUUCAAGAAGAUUGUGGACCAACUGAGACUGAAUUAGGUUUUCGAUCAAUUGAAACAAACGAAAGAGGAAUUUACUUCAAUCGAAUUGAUGAAAAUCCUUAUGAGUGUAAUUACACUGAUACUAAAAGAGUAAAAUAAUUAAUAAUUAAUCACAUUUACAACGAUUUCAUUUUCGUAACUCAAACAAUCAAGUUACAAAGUAUUUCUAAGCCAAAAAUUAGCUUAAAAUCACAACAACAACAAAAUAUUCUUGAAACUCGAAGGCUUAAAGUCACCUUUAUAUUUAAAAGCUCCCAUUUUAAUUUAACUAAAAGAACAAAUUUUAAAUUAAAUUAACAAAAUUAAA